GGAAAUACCAUAUGGAGAGCAACAUCAUAUUCCCUGCUCUGCGGCUAAACUACAGCAAAAUAUGCCGAAAAAUAGAUACAAAACAACAUUCCCAUAUGACCAUUCUCGUGUUGUGCUGAAUGUUUGUCCAGAUAAUGACUACAUCAAUGCAAAUUACAUUAAGGACGUGGAAGGGAAACGGCGUUAUAUUGCGACACAAGGGCCGAGAAAAAACACAAUACAAGACUUCUGGGCCAUGAUUUGGCAAGAAAAUAUCCGGGUUAUCGUCAUGGUUACUAAGUUGACAGAGGGAUCAACGAUAAAGUGUGAGCAGUAUUGGCCGGGACAAGGUGAUCAAAUGACGUCAGGGCAGUUCUGUCUUCAGCUGAUGUCACAGAAGGACUACGCCAAUUAUACACAACGUGACAUCAAUAUAGCAAAUAAAAAGACAAAGGUUGUGAAGACUGUAAAUCAGUUUCAAUUCACGGCAUGGCCCGACCACGGAACACCUUCACCGAUAGAACUCCUCGUCUUUUAUCGUCAUGUUAUGCGCUUAAUGCAGAUGUAUCCCGACAGUCUCCUAGUUGUGCACUGCAGUGCAGGUAUUGGUCGGACAGGCACUUUUAUCGCAUUAGACGCCCUGUACAAGCACGGACUGAAAGAGGGAAAUAUAGACGUGGUGGAAUACGUUAAGAUAAUGCGAGAAGACCGUAUGAACAUGAUACAAAAUGCGGGUCAGUACGUCUUUUUGUACAAAGCUCUGUAUGAGAUUUUCAAGACCAAUGGAAGGCUGCUGAAGAAGGAGCAGUUCAUUCAGGAAGUGACGUCACAGUUAAUGUCAGAUAAAGCUGCCAACGCUUCUCAGUUCAAGAAGGAAUUCAAUGAGCUGCUUUCAAUCAGACCUGUGCUGGAUGAGAAGGACACGAAAGAUGCAAGACAAAACAUUGAUCUCAAUAUGACAAAAACUGUUCUUCCAGCUGACAGUAUUAGAGUGUUGCUGACGUCAUAUGCUCGUGGACGGGGCAACUACUACAACGCAGUGCCAAUUUCGUCCUACACACUAAGGGAUGGGCUUAUCGCUGCACAGUAUCCAGUAGAGGGCGCUGCAGUCGACUUAGUGCGCUUGCUCAUUGAUCAGGAAUGCACUAUCCUGAUUUCUAUCAACCAGCUCUCAGACGUAGCUACUUCUGCAGAGUGGCUCACGACUUCAGCUGAGAAAAGCGUCAUCACGCCGUAUAAGACGAUGCUAAAUACAGGUCGAAGUUUGUCAAAUAAGCUCAAAAUGACUUUUCUCAAAAUGAAGCAUGACAAGGAUUCAGAAUGGCACACUGUCAAAGUGUUGGAAAUACUAAAUUGGAAGAUAAAUGAAAAACUUCCGGCGGAAGAGGAUGUUUUUGUAGAAUUGAUGAACAAAGUUCAGGAGAUCAUCAAAGAUCCGGAAACCAAAAUAACAGUUUUGUCAAGAGAUGGUGCGACCGGAUGUGGAAUCUUCUGCGCCGUGUAUAAUGCCAUACAGCAACUACAACAGGACAAUGAAGUGGACAUGUUUACCAUAGUCCGGCAGUUACAAAUGCGUAGACCAGAAAUGGUUUCUAGCAUGUCCGAAUACCAGUGCUGCUGUCGAGUUGUGGCAAAUUUCUUCACCGCGCAUAAGGAUGACAUUUAUGAGAAUGCUCAAGGACAACAGGGGGUCACGAAAACGGAUGAAAAUAUUUACGCCAAUACAAAUUCUUAAGAACUCGUUUUGAGUAUAAAAGAUGGGGCAGUUACUGUAUGGUGUAUUAAUAAUA
This is a messenger RNA of Saccostrea echinata, 1769 nucleotides long. RefSeq names its product receptor-type tyrosine-protein phosphatase alpha-like. The coding region runs from base 62 to 1714 and encodes 550 amino acids. NCBI's taxonomy places the organism in Eukaryota, Metazoa, Mollusca, Bivalvia, Ostreida, Ostreidae. The transcript has 15 exons. The record is from RefSeq and is a predicted model, not a curated record. Gene Ontology annotation, molecular function: protein tyrosine phosphatase activity. Gene Ontology annotation, biological process: protein dephosphorylation.